Molecule: messenger RNA, 147 nt
Organism: Chironomus riparius
Lineage: Eukaryota; Metazoa; Arthropoda; Insecta; Diptera; Chironomidae
Source: the annotation of a GenBank genome assembly
AUGAUAGUUCACGAUUCUCCUCUUAGAGAAAGACAAAAUAUCAUUUUCGAUUUCUGCUCUUUAAACAUACGAAAGGGUUCAAGAACCGGUAACUCAGGCAACAAUCUAGAACUUACUGUGCUUACGUUAAUGAAAUCAGUGCCUUGA